GGGGAGAGGAAGAAGAUCAUCACAAACCCUUCAAAUUUCAAUCCCUCUAUUACUACAAAUCUAACUUCAUAAUUGAUUUCUUUUCUUAACUUCAAAUGAUUCAUAUCUUCAGAAAAAUACAAACUUGUUUUGUUUUAAUCACAUCAUUCUCCAAUCUUCAAUCAAACCCAGUUCUUCCUCUUCGUUAAUGGUGUCUAUGCUUUUGUUUCUUGGUCGUCAACACUUCAUAUCUAAUCCAAACACCAAUGUUCUCCUUUUCCCUCGUUUACUCCACCUCACCGCGCGCAGAUCUUUCUGGGUUUCAACCGAUCCCGAUAAAAAUUCAAGAUUUUUGGACCUAUCACCGCCGCCGCCGCCGCAAUCUGUUAUUCGCGAAAUGUGUUCUUUAAUCUGUCAAUCUUACUGCCAACAACAAUUUCAUUUCAGAUCAUCGCCUCCCAAGCUAAACCUACCUAUCGAUAUCGAAUCUCUAACCUCCGAACAAGCAAUUACAGUUGUUACCUCACUAGUAGAUGAAUCAGGUCCAAUGGUGGCUCUAAGUUUCUUCUACUGGGCAAUCGGGUUUCCUAAGUUUAAACAUUUCAUGCGGUUUUAUAUCGUUUUAGCUACCUCCUUGAUUAAUCAUGUCAAUUUUGAAAGGGCCCAUGAAGUAUUAAAUUCUAUGGUGAAGAGUUUUGCAGAAAUUGGUAAACUGAAGGAAGCUGUUAACAUGUUGUACGAGAUGCAAAAUCAAGGUUUCGAACCCAGAACCAAGACUCUUAAUUGCGUUAUCGUUGCGGCUGUUGAAAAUGGUGUUAUUGAACUUGCGGAGAAGGUGUUCGACGAAAUGUGUAACAGAAGAGGUGUGUUUCCUGAUAGUUAUAGUUUUAAGCUGAUGGUGAUUGCUUAUUGUAGAAUGGGAAAAGUGCUAGAAGCAGAUAGGUGGUUAACUGCAAUGGUGAAGAAAGGUUUUUUAUUAGACAAUGCGACGUUUACUUUAGUAGUUAGCACUUUUUGCGAUCAAAAUCGCGUAAACAGAGCAAUGUGGUUUUAUGGUAGAUUGCUUGAGAUGGGUUUUGUACCUAAUGUGAUUAACUUCACCUCAUUGAUUCAUGGUUUGUGCAAAAGGGGUAGUGUUAAACAGGCUUUUGAGUUGUUAGAAGAGAUGGUUAGGAAAGGCUGGAAACCGAAUAGUUAUACACAUACUACACUAAUCGAUGGCCUCUGCAAGAAAGGAUGGACUGAGAAAGCAUUUCGGUUGUUCCUUAAGCUCGUUAGGAGCGAGCAUCAUAAACCUAAUGUUCACGCGUACACAGCCAUGAUUGGUGGAUAUUGUAAAGAGGAAAAGAUGAAUCGAGCUGAAAUGUUAUUUGAGAAAAUGAAGGAACAAGGAUUGGUUCCUAAUAUAAACACAUACACCACCCUUAUAGAUGGGCAUUCCAAAACAGGCAAUAUCGAUCGUGGGUACAACCUCGUGUCUGAAAUGAAAACGGUUGGUUUAGUUCCUAACAUUUACACCUACAAUUCGAUAGCAGAUGGGCUGCUUAAGAAGGGAAGAAUGUUAGAGGCUUACGGAUUGUUAAACCGAGCUUUUGAGGAUGGUGUGCAGGCGGAUAUAAUUACUUACAACAUUCUUGCAUCUCAAAAUCCUAUGCAUGGCGAUUCUUAUUUCGGUAAGAUUAUAAAAGCUGGUGUGAAACCCGAUAUUCAUUUCUACACCACGUUAACAACCGCCUUCUGCAGGCAAAAGAGAAUGAAUGAUAGUCAUCGGAUUUUUAAUGAUGCCAUUCGGAUUGGCUUAGUGCCAACAGAGAAAACAUACACAUCGAUCAUAACUGGUUACUGCAGGAAUGGAGAUAUUGAAAAGGCGCUUGAAUUUUUGAACAGAAUGAGUGAUUUUGGAUGUAUACCGGAUAGUUUCACAUAUGGGUCUUUAAUAAGCGGGCUUUGUAAAGAAAGGAAGCUAGAUGAAGCUUAUAGGCUGUAUAAUACAAUGAGAGAGCAAGGUUUUUCUCCGUGUGAAGUAACUCGUUUGACAUUAGCUUAUGAGUAUUGCAAUAAUAGUCAAUUGUCUAUGGCAAUUUCGGUUGUUGAUGGGUUAGAUAAGAAGUUGUUUAUUCGCACGGUUAAGACGCUGGUUCGGAAGCUUUGUUGCGAUAAGAAAGUAGAGAUGGCCUCGGUUUUUUUACACAAAUUGAUCGAUGUAGAUGAGAAAGUGGAUCGAGUAGUUCUUGCUGCCUUCUUGACAACUUGCUACGAUUCCAACCGUUAUGAGCUUGUUUCCGAUGUUUCGAAAAGGAUUUCGAAAGGAAUAGGUUAACCUUUACAAAAUCUAAAGAAGUCAUGCAAAUGGUGAAGAUAAGUUUUAUUGUUCUUUUAUAGAUAUUGUUGUAUGUUAAGUUAGUUUUUCUUUUUCAAUUAUUUGU
Impatiens glandulifera is the source of this 2405-nucleotide messenger RNA. Its product is annotated as pentatricopeptide repeat-containing protein At4g19890. Gene Ontology annotation, molecular function: protein binding. The record is from RefSeq and is a predicted model, not a curated record. The transcript has a single exon. The coding region runs from base 188 to 2299 and encodes 703 amino acids. Lineage: Eukaryota; Viridiplantae; Streptophyta; Magnoliopsida; Ericales; Balsaminaceae.